Messenger RNA from Adineta ricciae, 606 nucleotides. Lineage: Eukaryota; Metazoa; Rotifera; Eurotatoria; Adinetida; Adinetidae. The record is from the annotation of a GenBank genome assembly.
AUGGCGAUGAUUAAAGUGAUUGUGCUUCUUUUGAUUAUCUCUUCGACUUUUGUCGAUGGUCGAGCUCGUCGUAAACGUCGACAAUUGUCGGCAAGUUAUUAUGGCCAAUCUUCGUAUCCUUAUUCGGGUUCAUACACUGGAACCUAUAAUCCGACUUAUAGUGGAUCAUAUCCUUACAACACGUACGGUACUAACAACUAUGGUUCAGGUCUGUACUCCGGUAUAGGACAGUAUGGUGGCCAAUACGGUCAAUAUGGUCAGUAUGGUCAGUAUGGAACAGGAUAUCCUUACAAUCAAUACAAUAACAUGUACGGUUACAAUACACAAUAUCCAUACGGAUCAUCCGGCUAUCAAUACCCUAACUUAGGUAGUUCUAUGUAUGGUUCGUACGGAUCAAAUUUAUAUGGAUAUGGAAAUACAAAUCAAUAUGGCUCGUAUGGAACCUACGGCACGGGUAAUCCUUGGUAUCGGCAAUCACGAAGCGGUGCUGCUGUUCAAGGACGAUCAGGUGGCAUCCCGGAAGGCAACGGAAAUGGUAAUCCUUCUGGAUCUAAUCCAUCUGUACCCCUUAACAAGCCUGUAGCAAGUGGCUCAACACGCAAGUGA